UUUCGUUUCUAUGGCAACCCGUUUCACGGCAACCCGUGCAAACGAUUAGUAACGUGCAGCACGGGUACGUAUAUAUGGGAUACGUUUAUAAAUAUAACCAAAAAACAAGUUUAAUAACAAGUUAAAGAUAAAAACAAAAUGCCGAUCCCUCAGAAACCAGGAACAGUGCGGUCCAAAAAGGGAUCUAUCACCCAAUUAAAAGCACCUGUUGUAAAGGGAGCCAAAGUCUCCAACAAAAAGAAGGACGAAGAGGAUGGGACAGAGACCGGAGACGGAGACGAGUGGAUGCAGGGGAAGACUCUGGUUAAACCUCCAGACCAGCUGGACCUGACCGAGGCGGAGCUGAAAGAGGAGUUCACAAGAAUACUGACAGCAAACAAUCCACAUGCUCCACAGAAUAUUGUCAGAUACAGCUUCAAAGAGCGCUCCUAUAAGCCGAUCAGCAGCGUGGAUCAGUUGGAGGUUCACUUUGUGCUGGAAGGCAACCUUCUGCACAAGGAUUCUGAUGAGGCUCGAAGGCAAAGAGCUAGACAAGGGUUUGCAGAGGAUAAAACACCUGAAACAUCUGUAGCAGAAAAUGAGGACAAGCCUGUGACUCCGGCAGAUGGGGUUGAGGAUGCAGGCGAUGCAGACGAUGGUGCCGGAGAGGAGAGACCGGAUAGCGUGGAUGUCCUGGGGGGGAAGAAAGAGCGCAAAAUCACCAACCAGUUCAACUUCAGCGAGAGAGCAUCACAGACGCUCAACAAUCCUCAGAGAGAAAGAGCGUGCCAGACUGAACCUCCUCCUCGUGCCACCUUCUCUGGUACAGCUAAUCAAUGGGAGAUCUAUGAUGCCUAUGUGAAGGAGCUCCAGAAGCAGGAGAAGAAUAAGGAGAAACAGAAGGUCCUGUCGUCUAAAAAGGAGGGCGACAAAGCGAAGAAGAAGACAGUGUUGGUAGAGAAUCAGAGUGAUGAUGUUACCAAAGUGGCGAAGGUGGCCAAGAUUAUUGAGCGCAUGGUGACUCAGAACACCUUCGAUGACAUCGCUCAGGAUUUUAAAUACUUUGAGGAUGCAUCAGAUGAGUUCCGAGAACAAGAAGGAACGCUUCUGCCACUGUGGAAGUUCCAAUAUGACAAAGCCAAACAUCUCUCCGUCACUGCGCUCUGCUGGAAUCAGAAAUACACAGACCUGUUCGCUGUAGGACUCGGGUCAUUUGAGUUCACGAAGCAGGGUCGAGGCAUGCUGCUCUUCUACUCCCUGAAGAACUCCACCUACCCAGAGUAUAUUUUCCACACUAAAUUUGGGGUCAUGUGUUUGGACAUCCACAAACAGCUGUCUUACCUGGUGGCGGUGGGGUUCUAUGAUGGUAGCGUUGCAGUGUAUAACCUGAAGGAAGACAGAACUCAGCCUGUUUAUAAGAGCACCGCCAAGUCGGGCAAGCACACUGACCCGGUGUGGCAGGUCAAGUGGCAGAACGAUGACAUAGACAAGAAUCAUAAUUUCUUCUCAGUCUCCUCAGAUGGACGUGUGGUGUCAUGGACUCUUGUGAAGAAUGAGCUACUGUUCACAGAUAUCAUUAAACUCUCUAUGGAAGGGGCAGUUUCUGAAGGACAUGACGACAUGAUUCUUGACAUGGCAUGCGGAACCGCUUUUGAUUUCCAUAAACAGAUCGACUACCUUUUCCUCGUUGGCACUGAAGACGGCAAAAUACACAAGUGCUCCAAAUCCUACUCUAGCCAGUUCCUGGAGUCGUACGCCGCUCACGGCCUGUCUGUUGAUGCCGUGAAGUGGAACCACUUCCAUCCAAAAGUGUUCAUCUCUUGUAGCUCGGACUGGACCGUCAAGAUAUGGGAUCACACUAUCACGACCCCGAUGUUCACCUUUGACCUGAACACAGCCGUGGGAGACGUGGCCUGGUCACCGCACUCGUCCACCGUGUUCGCUGCCGUCACCAUCGAUGGAAAGGUGCAUGUGUUUGACCUGAGCAUCAACAAAUAUGAAGCCAUUUGCCAGCAGUCUGUGGUGUCUAAGAAGACCAAGCUAACUCACAUUGAGUUUAACCCAGUGUACCCCAUCAUUAUUGUGGGAGAUGACCGAGGCUACGUCACCAGCCUGAAGCUCUCACCCAAUCUCCGCAAGAAGCCAAAGGAGAAGAAGGGACAGGAGGUGCCGAAGGGGCCAGAAGUGGAGAUAGAAAAGCUGGAGAAGCUGCUGAGUCUACUGAGGGAUACUGACAGUCCUGUAAAGAAGUAACCUACUAACACCACACCUCAAGUGCUCUUUAACAUCACAGCAGUCCAUUCUUACAGUUUUAUGACACACUGUCUUCUAUCUGGCUUGUGACUAUAUAAAUCUGUAAUGAAUAAAACACAACAGGACAUGUUGAUAUAGGAAAAUAAUCAGUAACAGGGUAGACUGAUGCAGCGUGACACAAAGCCCACAGUUGAUUAUUUUCCACUAACAGCAUUCAUUUUUCAUCUGAUACCACAACCAAUAAUUUUAUAUGUUUAUGUUGUGAACUGUUCCUGUUAUCACUUAAAUUACAGCAGCUAUGAUCCGUCCUUCCUCUUACAGACCUCUUUUUCUCUAUUUCGAAGUUAAAGUCACUUGUCAUGUUGUCAAGAAACUGUGAAGCUCUCUGUGCUUAAACCUUUUCUGUGAUGGAAAACUUCAGCUUAAAAAGUUAAAUAAACGUUUCCUCAAUGAUAACUUCUGUCACUGAAACACAACACAUUCUGAUCAAUCAAAAUUAAGAACUGUAAUAAUAUCUAUUCAUAUAUAUUUUCUAUAAAACUACUUGCCUUCCUUCUGUGUUCAGUCUGAUUCCAUUCACCUUCAUCCAGCCCGUCACCCAUAUUAAAGACAGGAUUCUGCCUUCUUAGAGUGCUGAUAUGUUUAUUAAAACGAUUCAUCAUGCCUAAGCCACUGGUUCAUUACCUCCAGAUCAUAUGCAAAUGGGAUGAGAAGAUAUUUGUUUAUUGGUUCCUCAGGCCCUUUAAAUAAGCAAGCAAUGAGUGUGAGGAAAAGAAAAAAAGUCCCAACAACUCUUGUUUGAUAUUAAAAUGCAUCAGUCACACACUUGUAAGCACUACAGGGGAGCACCUACUCAAGACCCAGAUGUAUGCGGCAUUAUUAGCACAGUAUUGAUUGGUAGUUGGUCCACUGGCCAAGCAGAGUGUGUGGGUUGAGUGCAACUCUGGCAGGCAUGACUGGACUGUGGUGAAGAGGACCAUAAGUGUCUCUUUACCUUUAUAUAAACCACUCACAGCAGAGUGCUAAUGAAUCAAAGAGCUCAGACAUCAGAGACCAUGGCAAGCAGCCUAUGCUGACGCCGCAUGGUCUUACGUAGGAACCCCGACUACACAGGCUUCGA
Hemibagrus wyckioides is the source of this 3352-nucleotide messenger RNA. RefSeq names its product dynein, axonemal, intermediate chain 1, paralog 2 (gene dnai1.2). Gene Ontology annotation, biological process: outer dynein arm assembly; cilium movement. Gene Ontology annotation, cellular component: outer dynein arm. Lineage: Eukaryota; Metazoa; Chordata; Actinopteri; Siluriformes; Bagridae. The record is from RefSeq and is a predicted model, not a curated record. The transcript has 20 exons. The coding region runs from base 139 to 2232 and encodes 697 amino acids. Gene Ontology annotation, molecular function: dynein light chain binding; dynein heavy chain binding.